AUGACGGAAUCGAAAAAGUCGAAGCCAAUGCCAAAAUCUUGGAGGCAUGCCGGAAGGCGAAUCACCACGGGAUACAAAAGGAUCCUAAACUGGAGUCCAAAAACCUUGAGAGGCGCCGUGCUUCCGGCCGCUAUUUGCAUAUGGGUUUUCGGCGUGGGGAUUUUCGAGUACCCCUUCGGUCGACCCUGGAAGAUUUUCAGCAUUUUUUAUGCGCUUGCUCUUUGGCUCAUCUAUUUCCUCAUCCUCUACUUCUGGAUGCCGGUGUAUCACUCUCAGCUGAUGUUGAACCCGGAAGGGCGGUUCUUCCUCAUCGUCAACGUCAUCAACGUCGCCAUAGCAGUGGUCGCUACCUUACUCGGGUUAUAUGGAACCAGAAAAUUCAGGAAGUGCUUCAUCAGACUCGUUUUGGUGGACGAGACGAUCGAGCAGCUGGGAAUGGAGGAAGACUGGCGACGCAUUUUUGUCAUGUGCCUGGCAAGAGUGCUCAUAGGCAUCUUCGCCAUCGUUUUCCUGAUAUUCUGCGAGAUAUCCUGGACCCUGUUCAACGUCAGCUUGCUGGACGCGUGGAUAUUAAUAUUCAUCCUCCAUCAUCCCAGUCACGUACUGGGGGCUGCGGAUCUCCACUUCACGACCUUCGUUCGACAUCUUCAUUUGGAAUUGUGUAGAAUCUCGCGGGCUCUGUGUUCCAUUUUUGGCCUGCAACUCGCGAUAUCGAUGACGGGUCACUUUGUUAUCUUGACAACAUUGUUGUACAGUAUAUUUACAUUGCUAAUAUCGAGGAAUAUCGGCAUAAGAGACUUCGUCGAGCAAGCCAUUCUGUACAUAUCUUGGGCUUUGUAUUUUGGAACAAAAUUCUUCCUGAUUUGCCGCGAGUGUGCAACGGUCACUUCCGAGGCGAGAAAAGCAAGUAUGUUAAUUUUCGCAAUUAGCAGCUCCGUGGAGGACUCCGCCGUAAAAGAGGAGGUCGAGCAAUUUUCACUUCAAUUGAGACAAAAUCCGUUGGUCUUCACCGCUGGUGGUUUUUUCACGGUGGAUUUUCAACUCGUUCAACAGGUGAAUUGCAAAAGUGAGAAAUUACGAGGAAGAACGGAAAGAAUUGUAAUCGUUCGUUGCAACUGUAACGACUUAUCUGGUACUUCUGAUACAAAUGGGAGGUCCACAAUCAGCUUCGGAGACGGAAACCAAAAACGAUAGCGUCACGAGUAAUUGAAUCGAAAAACUCCUAGAAAUGUAAUAAAACACGUACGAUAAAUGAA
This is a messenger RNA of Orussus abietinus, 1256 nucleotides long. RefSeq lists its product as uncharacterized. The transcript is spliced from 7 exons. NCBI's taxonomy places the organism in Eukaryota, Metazoa, Arthropoda, Insecta, Hymenoptera, Orussidae. Gene Ontology annotation, cellular component: axon; membrane; dendrite. Gene Ontology annotation, biological process: sensory perception of taste. The coding region runs from base 1 to 1194 and encodes 397 amino acids. The record is from RefSeq and is a predicted model, not a curated record.